Molecule: messenger RNA, 1704 nt
Organism: Saccoglossus kowalevskii
Lineage: Eukaryota; Metazoa; Hemichordata; Enteropneusta; Harrimaniidae
Product: organic cation transporter protein-like
Biological process (GO): transmembrane transport
Cellular component (GO): membrane
Molecular function (GO): transmembrane transporter activity
Source: RefSeq, a predicted model, not a curated record
AUGAUGCACUACGACGAUAUUCUGAAAAACAUUAUUGGGGAGUUGGGAACCCAUCAAAAGAUAUGCUUCUUUCUACUUGGUAUAUCAACAGUACCGGUAAUGCUUAUCAUCAUGUCACCGGUGUUCCUGUUUCCACCAGUUGAUACUUGGUGCAAGUAUCCUGAUAGUAAUGAACUGAGACAACAUAUGUGUAUAAACAAUUCCACUGGUAACUGCGAUGAGCUGGUGAAGAAUCUAAUGAUACCAAAAGAGAAGAAGGUUGCAGGAUGUGAAACACAAUUAAAGAACGAACAAUGUCAUCGCUAUAACAUAUCAUUUGAUUACGUUUCGUAUUAUCCCGAGGCAAAUAUAUAUAGCUAUAUUAAUCAAACUGGUAAAAUUGAAUGCGAUCACGGUUGGGAAUAUGACAGAUCGCAGUACAAGUCAACAGUCACUGGACAGUUUGAUUUGGUGUGUGAUCGAUUUUAUCUCAAUGCAUUAGCUUCUUCAAUAUUCAUGCUAGGAUUUCUUGUCGGUUCUCUUGUCAGUGGAUACGUUCUUGACAGAUUCGGUCGUAUGAAAGGAUUUAUGCUGACUAAUGGCGGAGUUAUAAUAUUUGGUAUCAUAGAAGCAUUUUCUCCUAAUUAUGUUGUUUUCGUCGUGGUCCGAUUCUUUCUAGCAAUGUGCACUAUAGGGCGUUAUAUUUCAUCUUUUGUCCUCGUUUGCGAAUAUGUAGGACCGACCAAGCGUACAAUAUGUGGGAUGAUAUAUCCCAUGUUUCUUAGCACUGGUAUUAUGAUACUUGCCUUAGAGGCAUACUUCAUACGCCAUUGGAUAACACCCGAAUCCCCAAGAUGGUUGAUAUCAAAGGGUCGCAUGCAAGAAGCCGAAAUGACUAUAAGAAAGAUUGCAAAAAUAAACAACGUGACUGAGUAUAGAGAUCUGCUUAGUGAAGCCUUCCAGCUCGAUGCGAAACUGAAUCAGGACGUAUCGAAUAAGCGGGACCAGUUAAACUAUGGCGCAGUAGAUCUGUUGAGAUACCCAAAUAUGAGAAAAAAAACAGUAAUAAUGUUUUACAGCUGGAUCACUGCUACUCUGGUGUAUUAUGGGAUAUCGUUUGAUACAUCUAGCCUAGGUGGUAAUCCAUAUGUGAAUACUUUCAUCUCUGGUGCGGUGGAAAUCCCCGCCUAUGCUCUUGGAAUGGUCAUGAUGAAAACUCCUAGAAUCGGUCGUCGUGGUUCGUUGUUUGCCCUCUUCACCUUUGGAGGCGUGGCAUGCAUUGGAUUGGCAUUCGUUCCAGCAUGCGGGGAUUUAGUUUGGUUGGGGAUAACACUAGCUAUGCUUGGAAAGUUUGGUAUUGCAUCAGCGUUUGGAAUGGUUUACGUCUAUUCGGCGGAGUUAUUUCCUACCCCACUAAGAUCUACUGGUGUAGGCAUGUGCUCACUGUUUGCACGCAUUGGUGGUAUACUUGCCCCACAACUGAUACUUAUGGGUACAGUUUGGAAACCACUUCCACCAAUUGUAUUCGGUGUUACAUCAAUCUUUGCAGGUAUUCUGAUUUUAACUUUGCCUGAAACUUUGGGAACGAAAUUGCCAGAAACACUCGAAGAAGCGGAGGAGUUUGGAAAAAAACAACGUCAUAAGGUACAUCUUGUAUCUUAUGAUGGGUAUGGCGAAAUAAGAAAAAUCAAUGGAAACAAAGAGUAUGACAUAGCCAGCGUAUAA